GUUUGAGAUCUCAGAUUGUAUCCAGGUAGGAAUGUUUGAGAUCUCAGAUUGUAUCCAGGUAGGAAUGUUUGAGAUCUCAGAUUGUAUCCAGGCAGGAAUGUUUGAGAUCUCAGAUUGUAUCCAGGUAGGAAUGUUUGAGAUCUCAGAUUGUAUCCAGGUAGGAAUGUUUGAGAUCUCAGAUUGUAUCCAGGUAGGAAUGUUUGAGAUCUCAGAUUGUAUCCAGGUAGGAAUGUUUGAGAUCUCAGAUUGUAUCCAGGCAGGAAUGUUUGAGAUCUCAGAUUGUAUCCAGGUAGGAAUGUUUGAGAUCUCAGAUUGUAUCCAGGUAGGAAUGUUUGAGAUCUCAGAUUGUAUCCAGGUAGGAAUGUUUGAGAUCUCAGAUUGUAUCCAGGUAGGAAUGUUUGAGAUCUCAGAUUGUAUCCAGGUAGGAAUGUUUGAGAUCUCAGAUUGUAUCCAGGUAGGAAUGUUUGAGAUCUCAGAUUGUAUCCAGGUAGGAAUGUUUGAGAUCUCAGAUUGUAUCCAGGUAGGAAUGUUUGAGAUCUCAGAUUGUAUCCAGGUAGGAAUGUUUGAGAUCUCAGAUUGUAUCCAGGUAGGAAUGUUUGAGAUCUCAGAUUGUAUCCAGGUAGGAAUGUUUGAGAUCUCAGAUUGUAUCCAGGUAGGAAUGUUUGAGAUCUCAGAUUGUAUCCAGGCAGGAAUGUUUGAGAUCUCAGAUUGUAUCCAGAUAGGAAUGUUUGAGAUCUCAGAUUGUAUCCAGGUAGGAAUGUUUGACAUCUCAGAUUGUAUCCAGGUAGGAAUGUUUGAGAUCUCAGAUUGUAUCCAGGUAGGAAUGUUUGAGAUCUCAGAUUGUAUCCAGGUAGGAAUGUUUGAGAUCUCAGAUUGUAUCCAGGCAGGAAUGUUUGAGAUCUCAGAUUGUAUCCAGGUAGGAAUGUUUGAGAUCUCAGAUUGUAUCCAGGUAGGAAUGUUUGAGAUCUCAGAUUGUAUCCAGGUAGGAAUGUUUGAGAUCUCAGAUUGUAUCCAGGCAGGAAUGUUUGGCUCCUCCCCUGGUCAGAGCAUGUCCCAGUGGGAUGAUGGAUCUUUAUCAGCCCUGCAGGAACACUCACUGGCCCAUGAACAGGAGAUGAUUAACAAUUAAUGGCCCAUGAACAGCAGAGAUCUCCUGGAAAGAGGAUUGGUUGUGGAAGAGAUAAAGGAAACUGCCCCGUGAACACAGGAUAACUGCCCCACCUCUGACAGAUGGGAGUUAGAAUACACACUUCUCAUUUCCUCCAGCAGGCACUGCAGCUUCAUGACAUCAUUGCAUACAAAAAGUAACAUUUAAUACCCCAAAAGCUGCCAUGAGGAGCAGGAUUGAACAGGAAUUGGGCUCGGCUCCAUCCCAGGCGUGGCUCUUCACCCUGUCCUGCAGGCAAGGACGAGUGGAGUGGAAAUGAGGGAGCCCCUGGCAGUGACCAUCCCAGCUCCAUCCUGACUGUGGGUGCCAGCAGAGGCAGGGCUGUUGCUCCCAGAGAUCCUCAAGGCUCCCAUGAGGCUUUUCCUGCUGGUUUUAUUUUCACCUGCUCCAUUUGUUUGUAGCCAGUGAGGUUACAAACCCCAACCAUGGGGGUGACACUGACCCCGUGGCUUGGGCCUGGAACUGGAGCAGCUGCUCAGCCUCCUCUCUGGAGUUGGGUGACAAAAGCAGCUUUUUGGUGACAAAAACAGCUUUUUUUGGGAUUCAGACCUCCCCCGGCUGUCCCCUCCUGUCAGGGAGUUGUGCAGAGCCACAAGGUCCCCCCGAGCCUCCUUUUCUCCAGGCUGAGCCCCUUCCCAGCUCCCUCAGCCUCUCCUGGGGCUCCAUUCCCUUCCCAGCUCCAGCCCCUCCAGGUCUCUCCUGUCAGGAGGGGCCCAGAGCUGCCCCCAGCACUGGAGGUGCCCCAGCAGUGCCAGCACAGGGAUGGGCACUGCCCUGGCACCCCAGAGCUGGCACAGCCCAGGGACCAUUGGCCAAUUCCCUGUGCCCUGUGCUGAGCAGUGGCACUGGCUGGGCUUUGGGACAGAACGUGGCAGCUCUGUUCCUUGGGCAGCUGGCAGUGUCUGUGUCACACUGAGCUGCCACCAGCUCCAUGUCCAUCCUGUGUCCAGUGGGACUUGGUUGUCAUCAAUGCUCUGAACUGGAUUGAAUUUCCUGCCCUGUGUAAAGCAGAAGCUUGAUGUAUAAACUGCAUUGUAUAAAUGUACAGAGAAAUGCAGAGUGAGGGGACAUGAGGAGACCUCAGAACCAGUGCUGGGGGUUGCAGGGUUUGCCCUGAGUGACCCAAAACACCCAGGGGGGAUCAGGCUCUGCUCCCAGGGAACAGGGGCAGGACAAGGGGAAAUGUUUGCUGGGAAUGUCCCAACAAAGGCAGGAAUCUCACUCCAUGCUCUCAGAAGGCCAAUUUAUUACUUUAUGAUACUAGAUUAUAUAAAGAAUGCUGUGCUGUACUAAAGAAUACAGAAAGGAUACAGACAGAAUGCUAAAAACAAAAUAAUGAAAACUCCUGACUCUUUCCAGAGCCUGACCCAGCUCAGCCCUGAAUGGUCAAAGAGUCAAAACAACUCACAUGAAACCAAUGGAACAAUCACCUGUGGGUAAACAAUCUCCCAACACAUUCCACAUGAGCACAACACAGGAGAGGCAAAUGAGAUCAGAAUUGUUUUCCUUUUUCUCUGAGGCUUCUCAGCUUCCCAGGAGAAAAAUCCUGGGCAAAGGGAUUUAUCAGAGAGUGUGAAUGGCAGAGAAAUGGCCUCAGGCUGGGCCAGGGCAGGCUCAGGUUGGACAUCAGGAGGAAUUUCUGCAUGGAAAGGGUGCUCAGGCCUUGGCAGGGGCUGCCCAGGGAGGUUUGGAGUGCCCAUCCCUGCAGGUGUCACCUGGAGGUGGCACUGAGUGCCCUGGGCUGGGGACAAGGUAGGGAUGGGGCACAGCGUGGACUGGAGGCUCUGGGAGGGAUUUUCCAGCCUCAGGGACUCUGGGAUUUCUGGCAUUUCUCCUGCUCAGAGCAGCUUUGUCCCUGGGCAGCAGCAGAGUCCUGAGCUGCAGUGACACUCCCAGCCCAUCCUUCCCCUCUGAAGGACUCUGAGCAAUGAUAACCCAGUUUAUAUUUGAAAUUCUUCCUUUGGCUCUCCUCCAUUCCAUGUUUGCAGUGAUGUCAUUCCCUGUGGUUCCUGAUCAGAAUUCCUCAGAGCUCUGAGGAGCUCUCCUGAAGAGCUGCAGUUCUCAGCUGGGCUCCUUGGCAGGGAUUUCCCUCCAGUCAGAUUUGCUUGUGCUUCCACAAUGUGUGGGAAAUGGAACCUUUCAAAGGGAAGGACAGGAAUUAAUGCUGCUCACACCUCUGCCCUCACUGACAAGCUGGGCACUCUCCCUGUGCCCUCUGGGUUUGUCAUCUCCCAGCACAGGGGUGCAGAGAGUCAUGGAAUGGGCUGGGUUGGGAGCUCAGAGCCCCCCCAGUGCCACCCCUGCCAUGGCAGGGACACUGCCACUGUCCCAAACCCAGUGUCCAUCCCAGCCUUGGGCACUGCCAGGGAUCCAGGGGCAGCCCCAGCUGCUCUGGGCACCUGUGCCAGGGCCUGCCCACCCUGCCAGGGAACAAUUCCUCAUUCCCAAGAUCCCACCCAGCCCUGCCCUCUGGCACUGGGAGCCAUUCCCUGGCUCCUGUCCCUCUGUCCCCUGUCCCCAGUCCCUCCCAGCUCUCCUGGAGCCCCUGCAGGCCCUGGCAGUGGCUCCAGGAUCUCCCCAGAGCUCAGUUUUUCCCUUUCACCCCCAGAUGUGCAGCCCACAGGAUUUGUGUGCUGAGAAUCAGGAGCCCAGCCCGGAGCCAUGGCAGGCAGCAGCACCUUGGGAUGCCAGGAUCCCAGCUGGGAUGGGUGGGAAGGGAGCUCAGAGCCCCCCCAGUGCCACCCCUGCCAUGGCAGGGACACUGCCACUGUCCCAGGGUGUGCCAGUGUCCAGCCUGGCCCUGGGCACUGCCAGGGAUCCAGGGUGGGCACCCUGUGCCAGCCUGCCCACCCUGCCAGGGGAGAGUGAGUCAAUGCCCAAUGAAUUAUUCACAAGUUAAAGAGUGAGUUAACAGUUAAAGAAUGAGAUAACAGUUAAAGAAUCAGUCAAUGGUUAAAGCAUGAGCUAAUGGUUAAAGAAUCAGUUCAUGAUUAAAGGAUCAGUCAGUGGUUGAUCCUCCCCUCUGAGCAUGGCCCACAGCAGCUCCUGACUUCCAGAAACCUCUCAGUGCCUGCUGGGUGUUGGCAUUCCUGCCUGGCUCACACCUGAGUGUCCCCAGGAACGUGGUGGCCAAGGCUGGCCCAGGCCCAGGGGCACCUCUGUGGCACCCUGAGGUUCCUCUCCUCUCCUCUCCUCUCCUCUCCUCUCCUCUCCUCUCCUCUCCUCUCCUCUCCUCUCCUCUCCUCUCCUCUCCUCUCCUCUCCUCUCCUCUCCUCUC
This is a messenger RNA of Serinus canaria (Common canary), 4445 nucleotides long. RefSeq lists its product as uncharacterized. The transcript has 5 exons. The coding region runs from base 32 to 1129 and encodes 365 amino acids. The record is from RefSeq and is a predicted model, not a curated record. NCBI's taxonomy places the organism in Eukaryota, Metazoa, Chordata, Aves, Passeriformes, Fringillidae.